AUGAACCAAUUGCUCAUGGACCAUGCCCGCCAUUUCCGGCUGCCGUUUCCGUCAAGCUAUGACUUUGAGGACGGAGUUGCCCUGGACAAUGUAAGCUUGAAUCCUGCCUUGGAGUUUGUGUGCGGCCGGGGGGAUGUGGCUCCUCAAAUCGAGGAAGAGGUGCAGACAAUGAAGCUUGGAGAACGCCGCGCGUUGAUGCUAGACCGCUCGAACCCAUUGUUUGGAUUUUAUGAUGAGAGCAAGUUAGUGUCGGUGCCCGCGUCCAAGGUUUCUGACGCUGAGAUUGGCACAGUAGUUUCCCUUGAUGGGUAUGGAGUGGGAAUGGGAGUCGUCGUGGAGCGCAAUCCCCGGACAGCGCUCAUAGACCAGAACCACCCGCUGGCCGGCAAGAGUGUCAACGUGACACUCACACUGUUACGAUGUGAAAAGGUCCCACCAAGGGAUGUCGUCGUACGGUCGUUGAUCACAGGCGAUGGCCGGACCUACCCUGCUUAUGGCGACUGGCUCACACUGCACUAUGAGCUCUCGCUUGCGGGCUCCAAAAAAAUCAUUGACUCCACUAGAGAUGCAAGUCCCAUGGAGUAUCACCUGGGAUUUCAGCCCGCAACUCUGGUUCCCGGAUUUGAGAUCGGAGUCCAACAAGUUUCGCUUGGCGAGGUCGCUUCGAUACAUGUCCCGGCUCAACUGGCCUACGGAAGCAAGGGCUCAGACAAAGGGAUCCCAGCAAAUGCGGAUCUAGUUUUCAAAGUGGAACUUCUGAGCAUUAGGUCAGAGCUGGAGCUCGCGUUUUGA
Messenger RNA from Symbiodinium pilosum, 792 nucleotides. The record is from the annotation of a GenBank genome assembly. Lineage: Eukaryota; Dinophyceae; Suessiales; Symbiodiniaceae.